Molecule: messenger RNA, 10389 nt
Organism: Trichechus manatus latirostris (Florida manatee)
Lineage: Eukaryota; Metazoa; Chordata; Mammalia; Sirenia; Trichechidae
Gene: TCF4
Product: transcription factor 4
Exons: 19
Coding region: 7734-9644 (636 amino acids)
Biological process (GO): regulation of transcription by RNA polymerase II
Cellular component (GO): transcription regulator complex; chromatin
Molecular function (GO): protein dimerization activity; DNA-binding transcription factor activity, RNA polymerase II-specific; RNA polymerase II cis-regulatory region sequence-specific DNA binding
Source: RefSeq, a predicted model, not a curated record
GACUGUAAGUUCUGACCAACAUGGUAGUGAUGGUGUGUGUGUGUGUGUGCGCGUGCGUGCGUGCGUGUGUGCGUACGCAGACUCACCAUUUCCAAACACAUGCUUAGUGAUUGAGUCUCUACCAGGAUAUAAGCAUGGAGACCAUGUUGCUUAGUGCCAUAAUACUCCUGUUGUUGCGUUGUGACCACAGGAGGCAAUCAGAAUAGUUACGAAGGAUGUCAGUAUUCAUUAAUUUAGUACUAUUCAGGAAUAUUAGCAAAGGGAAAAGAUGCAGUAGAAAUCUGAGGAGAGAUGGAAGAUAGGAGAGAAACGUGGUGUUAGAAGAAUGAUCUUUGAUCUUUCAGAGGAGAGGAAUACAUAUGAAGAAAGUAAGAGCUUAUCUAUGUGGAAGAAUUUACAUGCAAAGCAAAUCAAGAACAUAUAUCUUACUUAUCUUUGCAGAUUUGAGUCUUGGUCUGGGAUAGCCAGGAAAAGCCAGGCUUCUACACUAGGGGAUUUACAUGUUUGUGUUAACUCAAUUAGCAUUAACAGAGGCUACCAGUAGUGCUGGCUGUUCGGGCUCAAACUUUCAUGCAUAUGUAUUUUUAAAGAAAACCAAAAGAUUUUAGGGAUCAUUAAUAGAGAAAAAAGAUUUAUCAAAUGUUGUGGGCUUGUAUUAACAUUUGUGUUCUGAAGUCUACACCAGGAAUAAAGGCUUUUUUAUAUAGGAGAGAGCAAAAUUGUAUCUUAUAGCCAUGAAUGCAUUUUCCAGAUUUAUAGUAGGAAGUCAUGGACUUUUCUUUCACGUACAGAAGGGGCAGAUUUGUAGCUAAAUGGUAGUUUUCAGAGUAUUUAGAUUUAUGGGCAAAUUAUAAGAAGCAAUGUACAUUUUUUAAAAGUUUUUGAAAAAUAAAUAUUGGUUAGGAAAACUAGACUCUUACUAUUUGGUGAUGGUUCUGACUCAGAUCCUCACAGACAUUGCGGUACCUAAAGUGUUGCAAAAGCAGACAUUUAUAUGGAGAUGGACUACUGAUGUAAAAAACAAAACAAAACACAAAAAACUGAGGGCUGGGAAGGAUAUGGAAUGAGUACAGUAUUUUAAAAAUGAACUCUUUGUCUCCCACCCUCCCUCAUGCCCAGAUCUCAGAGAGGUUUUGUCCAGUGAGAAUAAAGAACCCAUGGGAAUUACCCAGGAAUAGCUGGCUAGUCAAAGAAAUAGUUUUACUUCAGUGAGCAUGGGUGGGACCCGAAGUCUACAGUAGUCGGUGAUGCUUUUUUAGCCUCUUCUUGGCAGGUGAGCAUUUGCAUAGGGGAAAUGCUGACUCAUUGGGGGAAUCUCAGGCGAAUUCAAAUUCCCAAAGUGAUGCCCCUCUGUCUUCUCUCGGGGAUUUUAUCUGAUAUUAGAAGCAGCAGUUCCAUUCCAUGAAUUUGUUAUCACUCACUGGCCUGAUGCGCAUAGCCAGUUGUCUUUCCCCAGUGUUAAAUUUGCUCCUAAUACUCACUCCUACCCUCAAGCACUUGGAUUACCUGAUAAAAUCUCACUACUUAUUCGAAGAGGUGCCAUCACCUCCUCUAGAAGUAAUCUUUCUCAUUUCUGAACUUCCAUAGCAUUUAUUGAACUCUUAUGACACUUACUAUAUUUUCCUUGUUUUUAAAUUACUGUUUUAACUUUGAAAAGUUUCACUCAUAUACAAAAUAAACAGAAUAGUAGAAAAACCCACAUAUACCCAUCAUGUUUUUUUUUUGUUGUGUGCCAUCAAGUGGAUUCUGAUUCAUAGUGAUGCUGUAGGACAGAGUAGAACUGCCCCAUAGGGUUUCCUAGGCCUUUGGCCUUUUUCCCACUGAGACGCUGGGUGCGUUUGAACCUCCAACAUUUUUUAACAGCCAGGCUCUUAACCAUCGUGCCACCUGGGCUGUUUAUAUCAAUCAUACAGCUUCAGUAAUUAUUAACAUUCUCUCAUUCUUGUAUCAUCUAUACGUCCCCCUCUCCAUCCCCACUUGAUUUUGAAUAGUAGAUUGUGAGCUCCUUAAAGUCAGGGGCUAUACUAAUACGCAUCAUAAUUUUUAAAACUUUUUUUUUUGUGAUUUAAAAUAUCAUAUACUCAUUGUGGAGAUAUCCAGUGUUCAUUUUUUGGUUACUGUGCAGAUUCUAGCCUUUCUUAAAUGAAAUUUGUAUAUUACUUUUUUGACCUAACGUUUUACCAUGAGCAUUUCCAAUGUCCUUGAAUAUUUUUGGAAGCAUAAUCCUUAAAGGCAGCAUAAUAUUCCAUAUUAUGGAUCCACUAUAAUUUAUUUAAACAGCUUCCUAUUUUUGACCACUUUCUUGAACAUCCUUGGACAUGUCUACAUUUGCAAGGAUAGUCUUAGGAUAGUUUCCCAGGGAAUUAGUAGGUGAAAUCUCUUCCAAUAUCUUGCCGAAUUGCUAUCCAGGAAGGCUAUACCAAUUUGCAUUUUUUUGUCUUACUAGCUUGGUAGUUGGAAAAUGAAAUCUCAUUAUGUUCUUUUUAAAAUUUAUACCUUCUGGGUUAUUAGUGAAAUUGAACAUGUUUCAUCUUCAUGAUUCUUAUUUCAAGGGCUAAGGAAGGUGUUACUUGGAAUUGCAGUGAAUGGUACAUGCUGUGUAAAAACAACCAACCAACCAAACCCAUUGCCAUCGAGUCAAUUCCGACUCAUAGUGACCCUAUAGGACAGAGUAGAACUGCCCCAUAGAGUUUCCAAGGAGCACCUGGUGGAUUCAAACUGCUGACCUUUUGUUUAGCAGCCAUAGCUCUUAACCACUACACCACCAGGGUUUCCACAUGCUGUGUAGUUUAACUCCAAAUCUAGUGCUUUGCAGAGAUGAUCAGUUUUCUUUAGCAUUUCAGAAAUCACCUUUUGCCAUCUUUGGAACCAGAAUGUCUUCCUACGUGCGGAAUUACGUUAGGUUAGAGUUAGUCUUAUUUUACUUUUUGAGUACUAUCUUUCAAAAUUGUCACUUUGUAUAAUUUUCUGCUUUUACAUCAUAUAACUUUAUUGAGAAAUGUAAUUCUAUGAGGAAUUAUUUAGUUUAGGUCAUCAUUCUUUGUCCAAGAAAUGUACUCAGGUCUAAAUCCAUUUUUAAGUUUUGAAAACAAAAAUCCUUUAUUUAGAUAAAAGGUUUUUGAUCACUCAGCAUAUUUAACUGAAUUUAUCAUAUAUUUAAAGCUACUUCUGGAAAGAGUUUAGAACUCUAUUCUUAGAGUACUUGGUGCAGUUUGUAUAUGUAGUAAAAUCAAAGUCACCAUUAUUUUCAAGUCAGUUUUUUAAUGCUAAGGUUUCUCUUUUGCUUUGUGAAAUUUCCGAAACUCAGCUUAGGAAUUGAGUCAAAAUAUUUACAUUAUUAAACUAUUGUAAGUAAAUACAGCUUCUGAAAAAGCAGAGAAUGCUUUUUACUACUGAAAUGACUUCAUUACCUAAUUCUAGACUGUAAAUCCAAAAGUAAAAGUUGCAUUUCAUUCCUUUUUCUGGCCCUUCAUUGCUUCCAGUCAUACUUUGCUGAACUAUAUUCAAGUAUGUUGAAAAAUAAUUUACUGCACUGUGUUAAAAAAUAAUAUUAAAAGUAUAUGGGUUAUGUGGAGGAAACACUCAAAACAUAUCUACCCAGACAUCAACAGGAUAUUAUUACCCCAAAGAAAUGACGACAGUUUGCCAGUUUGAUGCGUAGAGGAAGGAAAUUUACAAACAUCUCCAAGAGAGGCCUGUUGAGCAGUUGAAGGAAAUGAGGCACGUCCUGCUUUUAUUGUGAUUAUUGGAGUGGGAUUCCCAGAAGACUGAACAAGGCUGUCCGGGUCCCUCUGUUUGGCAAAGAUCUUGUUGACUCAUAUUUUAUUUUUAUUUCGGUAAAGGUCUGCUAUUGUUCGUAUUUCUAAUGUAGCUCAUAAAUUCACAGCCAAUAUUGUUUCCCCUUCUGUUGACUGUGUAGUGUAUACAAAUAAAUGAAACUCGACCAUCAUCAUUGACUGGUGUUCUGUUUCCGUGAAGCAUAGGAGAGUAACAAGGCAGGUUCCUUAAAAGAAACGCUUUUUAAGUGGAGAUCUGUGUUCACAAACUUUGAAAGUUUCUGAAGUUUUGUAUUAGAGUUUUAUCAUCAAAUGCAUCGGGUGGUGGGGGGGAGUUAUUACUUCCUAUUCAUAUGGAAGAUGAAAGCAGAGGUAACUAUUUAUGUAACUUGUAUUUUGAAAGUCUAGGCUCCAUUAAAAGUUUGAUUUAUCUACUUCUGAAUCCUCUGCUCAGAAGCUGAAUCACUAGAUAUUUUUGACUACGGGUGGAGGCCUGAUAGAAAAGCUUCCAGAUUGAAAUGCCUGGUGUAGAAUCUUGAAUUCAUGUAAUACUUUAAUGUAUUAAAAAAUUUUUCUAUCAAGUUGCUCCCGUGUAUAUGAUAAAGUAAUGUGGAAUAUUAUAAACAUUUCUGCUUUCUUUAAGCGCUGACUUUGUUGUAUCUAUCAAAAUGCCUAAGAGUAUCGUAACUCUCUUUACAGAGAAACCUCGGAAUGGGAUUCUGCUAUGACUCAGUCUGUUUGAGGGGCAGGCUGAGGGCUGUAACUGGAGUUGAGGUUAUGAAUUUGUACCCUCAACCUUGAGUCAGAAGAUGUGGUUACUGUCAGUUUUACUCACUGAGUGACAUUGCAGAGAACAUCGGGGAAGACUUGGCCUUUGUUUCAUAGCAAUUUAAGGGAGACAGACAUGAAAGAGACAAAUAGUGUGAGAAAGUGGAAAGCUAGUGUUGGUUAAAAAGCGCUGGUGGUGCUUUCAGUUUACUUAAUUAUUCCUUAGGAUUAUUGUUUUAGAAUUUUAGGAUUAUUGCUUUAGAUAUUUUCCCCAGUCAUUCUGAACUAUGAAGAAUUCCAAAGAAAGUUAUCAUUUCAACCUUUUAAAGGUAUGUUUCAGAGUGAAGAUAGUCCUGAUUACCAAAGGAAUUUCCCUGGCUGGUGUCCUAAUAUUUUAAGUUCCUGUGACUUUUUUCUUCCCUUUCCUCUUAUUUUUGGCUCAGACCCCCAGUGAUGUCUGGUUUUAUGAAAUUUGUGUGAGAAACAAAUUUGGAGGAUGUUUAAGGGUUUAAAGAUUUUGAGGAAUGAUGUGAACUGCUAGGUCAUCCUCUGUUCCUCUCGUGCAAAGGGAUUGAGGAUUUGGAGGAACCAUUUUGGACACCUCAUUACUCAGCUCUUCAAAAAGAACUCAAUUUUGUUUACAAUUCUGGGGGUGCCUUCUACAUGGCUCUAAUGUCAGAGGACAUCAGAUAUUUUCUGAGUAUCAUGUUCUAUAUAGUGAAUUAAGGCUGAGAAAAUGGUUAGUGGUACCAAUAUCUGAACUGGAUGAAUGUGUGUGUGUUUGUGUGUGUGUGUGUGUGUGUGUGUGUAUUUUUGUUGCUGCUCCAAUUACUUUUAGGUAACUAUGGUUUUAGCAGAGAAGAGAAUAACUUAGAUAGUAUCAAAGCUUUAUAUAUCAUAGGCUCCCACCAAUAUAAUGUAAAAACCUGCCCUGUGUCUAACAUUGCUUCAGGAAGUCUUUAGGAAAUAUAUUUUGGGGAUAGUAAGAUUGUGAGUAAAAUUGUAAUGUUCCUUGAGUACUUAUAGAAAUAAGACCCACACAGAUACACUUUAAUUCUAAUUAAUCUUUUGGUGUGACUUAGUCAAGGAUCUGCAAUGAAUUGCACUCAGAAAUGGAGUAUUUUUCCUGUUUAAAAUAUAUAAAGAUUUAAUAAUAUUUGAGUCUUCCUAUGAUUUUUGAGAGAUUUACUCUAAUGUUUACUUCAGAUCAUCUAACAGUUAAUCAAAAUACAAUUUAAAUUUUGUUUGGAUUUUUUUAAAAGUCAGUACAUAAGUUAAAAAGGAAACAAAUUUCUUACCGGGAUUGUGAAAUGAGGACUUGUGUGCCUAGCAUGUAUUGCAAUUUUGUUAUUUGCAUUUUGUUAUUAAGUAUUUCCAGGAAUAAAAGGGUGUGCACAGCAACACUAUUUAUGGUACAGAUUUCUGGCAUUUAAAAAUGAGAGAGUAAGUAUAAGCUGGGAAGGGUGGGCUUGCCAUUGUGAAAUCUGUUUUUAAAUCCCAGCACUACCGUUUGCUAACCGUAACCUUGGGCACACAGUUAUUUAGUUUUUUUGUGCAGUGAGGCUAGUACAAGUGCCUACUUCAUUAGGCUGUGAGAAUUAAGUGAGUUGAUACAUCUAAAGCACUUAGAACUGUGUUUGGCUCACAGUAACUGCUCAACACAUCCUUUCUAGCUAUUAGCAUCAUCAAAUUUAGAAAGGAAGGAUACAAUGAGGCAGUUUCUCGGUUGUCAUUAGAAAUAAUAAUUCAGUUUGAAAAUUCAGCAAACUAUUAUUAGCAUUCAGCAACCCUUCCCAGAAGUGGUGGCAAUAGAAUUGUUGUAACAUUGGAAGAUUCAGGAAUGGCAGUCUGGUUGGAAGAGAGGGGAUGGGAUGGCUCAGAGACUUAGUUUGCUUAGCAAGUCCCUGACUUUACCUAGACUCUACUAUAAAUCAAUUUAAAAGAGCAAAGUUUUCUAAAGAUGCUUCUAGUUUCACUUUACAUAAGAAUGAGAAAAUGUCAGUUGCACAUAUCAAAUAGUAAGAGGUCCCAGAGGCAUUUUGUUGGUGGUGGAAUGGUAGAAGAUUUUGGGGUGUACUGUGUGUGUUUGAAGUAAAGUCUCCCAGCCACCGAUUCUUUCCGCCACUGGUCCUCUAGUCAGGAGGCUUCUACCCCGGGCCACCUCUGCUCCUGACCUUGCUCCUGUAUCAGCUUGUGGGUAGAAGUUUAUAGGUUCUGUGUUCACCUCAGUAUUUCCUCCUAGUUUUAGUCAUUUCCACGUUACUUCCUUCCUCUUACUGGAGUGAGUGAUCAGUAGGUUAUUUCAGCCUAGAUAUAUUUUAGGGGAAUGGAGAAGUUCAGGGAAACUCACCAACAUGAAUACUUGAGCCCAUUCACUUCCUUGAUCGAUUACCCCCAACACACACAGUACAACCAGAAUCUUCUCUCCUAUUCCCCAUCCACCAGUAUUUCUUCCUAGGUUGGGCUUCAGUGGUUGCCUUUGUGGCUGCUACCGUUGCUGUUGCUUUACAGGUGCAAAGAUACUCACUUCUUUGCCUACACUUGGGUGGUUGCGUGUUAAUUUGCAACUAAGCUGCAUAAAAACAUGUGACUGGUAAGGAAAAAAGAAAAGAUAAUUAGAAUAGUUUUGCUGGCAUGGAUGAGUGUAUGCUUGACUGUGGAAAUGUCUGUUGUGUAUGUGUGUGUUUGCCUGUGUCCAGGCAUUUUUAAUGUGUGCAUUAUCAUAGCUGAUGUUUUUCCAUAGGACAUUUGGCUUCCUCUUGGAGAAAGAGAAAGCGGUUUCAGAAUCUGGAAGCUGAGCAGAAGAUUCCUGAAUAUCUUUUUAUCAAAACUUGGUUUCUUCCUGGGAAUUAGGAGGUUGCAGCCAUAGCUCCUCUUGGUUUGCUGGAGUUAUACUUAAUAGAAAGUAGCCUGAUUCUCUCUGCAAAUAGAGGAAGUGCAGUUUUAUAACAGAAUCACAUGGGUGGAGGAUCAUUGAACCAGAGAGGAAACUUCUGUUUGAUUUCUACUGCAAGUGGUCAGUAUUUCUAGAUCUGAAACAAUGAUAAAAACAUGAUCUGGUCUUUAAGUAAAACUGAUAGGUGAGAUUUUAUCCUCAGAAUUUGAAAUCUUUAAAGCUGGAAGAACAAGCUUUCCAGCUUCUUGCUCACUCCUUCAUCAUACAGGUUUCAACUGAAACCUGCAGUGUUGAUGAGGAAGAAAGGAAAAAUGCUGAUGCAAAAAGGAAAAGAUGUAGAAGACAGAAGUAGCUCAGGGUCCUGGGGGAAUGGAGGACAUCCAAGCCCGUCCAGGAACUAUGGAGAUGGGACUCCUUAUGAUCACAUGACCAGCAGGGACCUUGGGUCACACGACAAUCUCUCUCCACCUUUUGUCAAUUCCAGAAUACAAAGUAAAACAGAAAGGAGCUCAUACUCAUCUUAUGGGAGAGAAUCAAACUUACAGGGUUGCCACCAGCAGAGUCUCCUUGGAGGUGACAUGGAUAUGGGCAACCCAGGAACCCUUUCGCCCACCAAGCCUGGUUCCCAGUACUAUCAGUAUUCUAGCAAUAACCCCCGAAGGAGGCCUCUUCACAGUAGUGCCAUGGAGGUACAGACAAAGAAAGUUCGAAAAGUUCCUCCAGGUUUGCCCUCUUCAGUUUAUGCCCCAUCAGCAAGCACUGCCGACUACAAUAGGGACUCGCCAGGUUAUCCUUCCUCAAAACCAGCAGCCAGCACUUUCCCUAGCUCCUUCUUCAUGCAAGAUGGCCAUCACAGCAGUGACCCUUGGAGCUCCUCCAGUGGGAUGAAUCAGCCUGGCUACGGAGGAAUGUUGGGCAAUUCUUCUCAUAUUCCACAGUCUAGCAGCUACUGCAGCCUGCAUCCACACGAACGUUUGACCUAUCCAUCACACUCCUCAGCUGACAUCAAUUCCAGUCUUCCUCCGAUGUCAACUUUUCAUCGUAGUGGUACAAACCAUUACAGCACCUCUUCCUGUACGCCUCCUGCCAACGGAACAGACAGUAUAAUGGCAAAUAGAGGAAGCGGAGCAGCAGGCAGCUCCCAGACUGGAGAUGCUCUGGGGAAAGCACUUGCUUCGAUCUAUUCUCCAGAUCACACUAACAACAGCUUUUCAUCAAACCCGUCAACUCCUGUUGGCUCUCCUCCUUCUCUCUCAGCAGGCACAGCUGUUUGGUCUAGAAAUGGAGGACAGGCCUCAUCAUCUCCUAAUUAUGAAGGGCCCUUACACUCUUUGCAAAGCCGAAUUGAAGAUCGUUUAGAAAGACUGGAUGAUGCUAUCCAUGUUCUCCGGAAUCAUGCAGUGGGCCCGUCCACAGCUAUGCCUGGUGGUCAUGGGGACAUGCAUGGAAUCAUUGGACCUUCUCAUAAUGGAGCAAUGGGUGGUCUGGGCUCAGGGUAUGGAACCGGUCUUCUAUCAGCCAACAGACAUUCACUCAUGGUUGGGGCCCAUCGUGAAGAUGGCGUGGCCCUGAGAGGCAGCCAUUCUCUUGUGCCAAACCAGGUUCCAGUUCCACAACUUCCUGUCCAGUCUGCAACUUCCCCUGACUUGAACCCACCCCAGGAUCCUUACAGAGGCAUGCCACCAGGACUCCAGGGGCAGAGUGUCUCCUCCGGCAGCUCUGAGAUCAAAUCCGAUGACGAGGGCGAUGAGAACCUGCAAGACACGAAAUCUUCCGAGGACAAGAAAUUAGAUGACGACAAGAAGGAUAUCAAAUCAAUUACUAGGUCAAGAUCUAGCAAUAAUGAUGACGAAGACCUCACGCCAGAGCAGAAGGCGGAGCGUGAGAAGGAGCGGAGGAUGGCCAACAAUGCCCGCGAGCGCCUGCGGGUCCGUGACAUCAACGAGGCUUUCAAGGAGCUUGGCCGCAUGGUGCAGCUCCACCUCAAGAGUGACAAGCCCCAGACCAAGCUCCUGAUCCUCCACCAGGCCGUGGCUGUCAUCCUCAGCCUGGAGCAGCAAGUCCGAGAAAGGAAUCUGAAUCCUAAAGCUGCGUGUCUGAAAAGAAGGGAGGAAGAGAAGGUGUCCUCGGAGCCACCCCCGCUCUCCUUGGCGGGCCCUCACCCUGGGAUGGGAGAUGCAGCAAAUCACAUGGGACAGAUGUAAAAGGGUCCAAGUUGCCACAUUGCUUCAUUAAAACAAGAGACCACUUCCUUAACAGCUGUACUAUCUUAAACCCACAUAAACACUUCUCCUUGACCCCCUUUUUUGUAAUAUAAGACAAGUCUGAGUAGUUAUGAAUCACAGACGCAAGAGGUUUCAGCAUUCCCAGUUAUCAGAAAACAGACAAACAGAAAGAAAGAACGAAAAAAGUGCAACUUGAGGGACGACUCUCUAACAUAUCAUUCAGAAUGUGCAAAGCAGUAUGUGCAGGCUGAGACCCAGCCCAGAGACUGGAUGGCAAUCUCUCCACACUGUGGAACAAUGCAUUUGUGCCUAAACUUCUUUUCGAAAAAAAAAAAUAUAAUUAAUUUGUAAGUCUGAAAAAAAAAUAUUUAAUUUAAAAAAUUGUAAACUUGCAAUAAUGAAAAAGUGUACUUCUGAAGAAAACUACAUGAACGUUUUUGUUGGUAUUCAAGUCAGCUAGUGUUUAUAUAAUUACUGGAUAUCACAUAGGGGAAGCUCGGCUGCCCUAGUAACAAAACCAGCAAACGUCCUGAUGACAACGAAGUGAUGACAUUAGCCAUUCCUUAGGGUAGGAAGAACAGAUGGAUCUUAUAGACCUAUGACAAAUAUAUAUAUAAAUAUAUAUAUAAAUAUAUAUUAAAAAUUUAGUGACUAUGGUAAGCUUCUGUUCAUUUGUUUCAAACUUUUUUCUCCUGUAAAAAAAUAGUACUGAUUAACUUUUUUA